GGACGGUAGAGAGUAUGCAUUCGACGUGCUGAUCUUCGCUACCAGCUUCCAGCCAGCAUUUCCUUUAGUAGGUCGCAAUAGCAACGAACUUUUCCCGGGCAUGGGAAAAGGAACUGCGAAGGGCUCCCUGGGAGUUGCGGCUCACGGUUCCCCGAACUACUUUUAUGUUCCUUGGUCCCAACAGUCCUCUUACGAACUCACCGCUCAUUAUCCGCAUGGAGGCACAGGGAUAUUAUAUCGCCAGUUUUCUCAACCAGUGGCAGAAGGAAGACAUCCGCCCCUUUGAGCCCAAAGUAGCCGCUGUUGACGGCUUCAUGGUGCAGAAGGACUUAUUCAUGAAGAGCAUGAUCUGGGAGAGUGACUGUCGGUCCUGGUUUAAAAACGCCAACACCGGCAAGAUCAGUGGGCUAUGGCCCGGGAGUAGACUGAGUUAUAUCGAGGCUCUGGCCAUGCAGCGAUUCGAAGAUUUCCAUGUCACAUACGCAACCAAGAAUCGCUUCGUGUAUUUAGAGAAAUGGGUUCAGCCAGACGCACUUCCGACCUGGGCGCGAUCUCACAUAUUAUGUGCACAACGAGGAUCGCGGUGAAUCGGUCUUUUCUGAGUUGAUGAGUACUGGUAAUGCCAAGAACUCGGCCAGCUUUCUGACUGCACAACAAGCGACAAAAUUGUCGUUCUAGGCGCCUUGAGGGAAUCCUUUUAGGUAGAUAUAAUAAUCGUUGUCCACUUUUCGGUUCAAUCU
Aspergillus alliaceus is the source of this 740-nucleotide messenger RNA. RefSeq lists its product as uncharacterized. The coding region runs from base 165 to 587 and encodes 140 amino acids. The transcript has a single exon. The record is from RefSeq and is a predicted model, not a curated record. NCBI's taxonomy places the organism in Eukaryota, Fungi, Ascomycota, Eurotiomycetes, Eurotiales, Aspergillaceae.